AUGCAGCCGCAAACAACAUAUACCGAUUUUAUCAAAACCAGAGCGCACACUAACCCAUCUGUGACCGGCCUUUUGAAGUACAUCAAGCACGCGCCUCAGAGCUCCAGUUCACUUUUUCUGCUCGAGUACGCUGCUGGGUGUGGCCAAUUUUCCUCCCCGACCAGCAUCAGCGCAGAGGAUCUGUCGAAGCGCAUUCAGGGCCCUUCUACCGCCGAUGGGCGGAUUUUGUUUAUCGAGGAUAUUGAACCCAGUCUGAUUAGCGGUCUUGGCCAGCUUCUCAAUAUCGAUCCGGUCUUUUUUGCCGACUACGUAACGACUGAAUUCAGUGGUAUCGACCAAGCUCCCCUUGCGCCCUUUCGUGCCUUUUAUCCAUCUCAGAUAGCCGAGCGAGGCCACCUGCAUAUCCAUUACCAACAGGUUAUUGAUUUGGGUCAAAGCAAGAACUUCAACGGAUCAGUCUACCAAGUAAGAACCAGGUCUAAUGUGAUGCGUAACAUAAGGCUACUGCCAGACUUGCAAGGGCGGCAAUUGGCUUUAAUGCGGGGUUGCUGCUCCAUAGUGCUGAAGAAGCAUGGGGGAGUAUGGUAUAGUAAGUCCCAGUCGAAGAUGUGUCCAGCUGUCGUCCUCGUGGAUCCACCAGCAAAGACCGUCUUUGAAGCGCAAGAGUCGUUCCUUGGAAACCAACAUUCGGCUCAGCCUUUGCAUGGCGGCUUCGAGGAUUUUGAGCAGCCGCCGGCGCUCUCUUCUUCCAGCUCAUAUGAGGCUUCUCUUCCUUGGAACAAAAGCUCUCUGCUUUCAAGCCUACUUCACUAUUAUCGCAAUUACCCACCCGGCUUCACCGGAGCAGACCCUCCUAAGAUCCUCAGCAUGGGUUACUAUCCGAUACGCAUAGCGUUGGCGGAAUGGAUGUUGUAUCUACAUCUGGUCAGCCGAUACCUCAUGUACUACAGAUACUCAUUGCAGACGAUUGAGGGUCGGUCGCACGAGAGAGACCUCGUCGACCUGCAGCGGUGGCCGCGGCGCCUCGACCAGAGUCAGCACAAACUGCACAUCCUGAGCGAAUUCAUCAGCCGUUGGGUCGAAGAGCAAACAGAAAAGAAGCCAUGGGAGACCAUCUUGCGGGAUAUCAGCUAUGCACGGUCGCAAUUACGCCGAUACAGUAUAUCGAUGGAACGAAUAGUCCCUGUGGCUACAUCCAUGGUGCAACUCCUUGACGCGCAGCGGUCGGGGCGCCAUGCCGCCAACGUCACUUUGCUUACAGUUAUCGCACUUAUAUUUAUACCUCUCUCUUGGAUUUCCGGGUUAUUCAGCAUGUCAGAAGGCUAUCUACCGGGGGAAAAGCACUUCUGGGUGUAUAUUGCAACAGCGCUGCCUCUUUCUAUAGUGGUAUUGAUUCUUGCUACCCUGCCAUUUUAUAGACAAAAGCUGAGUUUGGGAGGUUUUCUUAUGACACCCCGAUAA
This is a messenger RNA of Cryphonectria parasitica EP155, 1461 nucleotides long. RefSeq lists its product as uncharacterized. Gene Ontology annotation, biological process: metal ion transport; transmembrane transport. The record is from RefSeq and is a predicted model, not a curated record. Lineage: Eukaryota; Fungi; Ascomycota; Sordariomycetes; Diaporthales; Cryphonectriaceae. The transcript has 2 exons. Gene Ontology annotation, molecular function: metal ion transmembrane transporter activity. Bases 1 to 1461 code for a protein of 486 amino acids. Gene Ontology annotation, cellular component: membrane.